Messenger RNA from Anneissia japonica, 4937 nucleotides. RefSeq lists its product as uncharacterized. NCBI's taxonomy places the organism in Eukaryota, Metazoa, Echinodermata, Crinoidea, Comatulida, Comatulidae. The coding region runs from base 204 to 3203 and encodes 999 amino acids. Gene Ontology annotation, cellular component: nucleus. Gene Ontology annotation, molecular function: zinc ion binding. The transcript has 12 exons. The record is from RefSeq and is a predicted model, not a curated record.
AAGAGCGCCACCUAUAGAAUUGAAAAGUGUGGGAGUUUUAACUUUGGGGCAGACGACAAAAAAAAAACAACAAAAAAACAACAAAAAGAAAAAGAAACUUCAGUCUCAGAAGGAGUGCCUCAGUCAGGUUUGCAUAGGCCUAGGCCUAUAUUAUAAGAAAUAAGAUUGCCUACAGAACAGUGUACAAAUUUAAGUUCGUGAAAAUGCUGACAGAUGAGAAAUAUGCAAAUUUAGCAAGAAAAGCAGUUGCAAAUGCAAGGAAGGAGCUUGAAAAAAGCCAACAUGAAAAAGAUUCACAGAAACCAUACAGCUACUGUGAAAUUGAUGAUAAUCAUAAUGAACUUGUCAACAACAAACUUAAGGAUGUCACAGAGUAUUAUGAAGAUGUAAACAACAUGGACUUAAGUCAACUGAUAGCUGCUGAACUUGAGACUCCUUUGAUGAGUGAUGAUGAGGAUGUGACAUCCUAUCCAAAGCUGAUAACAUAUGACGAAACUCAUACAAAAAAUGUCAAAACACUUCAAUCAAAAGGGAAAAAAAUAAAGAACCUUUUAUCAAAGAGCAAAAAGGGCAAGGCUUUGAACAGCUCAGUUAAUGAAUCAUCAAAUAAAUUUCAACAUGACUACAAGCAAUACAGACAAUUGUCAGAUGAAGAAAUGAAGCAAGAUACUGGUAAGAGCAAAACUCAAGAAAGGAAAAGUUCAAAGGAGAAGUUGCAAUGCAUGAAAACUGUCUUCAAGGAACGACAUAUUCCAGAGCGUGGUGUGUGGGUACAGUGUACACAGGCAGACUGCAAGAAAUGGCGAUACUUGGCUGAUGUCACUGAUCCGUCUACUAUAGAAGAGCUGUGGUCUUGUGAACUAAACUCUGAAUCUGAUUUUAAUAGUUGUAAUAAACCUGAAGCUAACUGGAAAAGUGUGGAAGAACAACAGGGAUUUGUUGACACAAAGUUUACUAUAGGAAGUAUUGUGUGGGCUAAGCUUUCAGGCUAUCCAUGGUGGCCUGCUAUGAUAGAAGAGGACCCAAAUGUUGGUGAAUACUUCUGGCUAGUAGAUGAAUGGCGGUCAGUACCAAGUGAUUACCAUGUGGUAUUUCUUGACAAGAACAUUACUCGUGCAUGGAUUAAUAGAUCUUCAAUCAGACUCUUUCUAAGCCCAGAGCAGUCUCCUGGUGUUGUAAAAGUGAAAGGAAAGCUGCUAGCACAAUUAGAGGAUGCUAAGCAGGCAGCAAUGAGGGCCAAAGAUCUUCCAAUAAAGGAGCGAAUUGUGGAGUAUGGGUUCAGCUCGCACUUUAAGGGCAAAUGGGGCGGAGCUGAUUCAUCACUCGCAGAAGAAUUCCAAGCUGAAUGGCCAGGUUAUGGAAAGAAGGUUGACGUUGAACAGAAGAGUGAAAAUGAUGAACCAAAUUCCAAAGAAAAUGCAGUGCUUGAUAGUUGCUCACAAAACAUGGAAGGUUUGGAAUCAGAUGGUGUUGCCGAUGGUAAUGGACUUGAGAUGAGUUCAGGUUUGUUGAAGAAGGAAAAGACAAGAAAAAGAAGAAUUGAUAAAAGCAAUCAUCUGAAAAUAAAGAAGAGCAGAAAGGAAGUUGAUACCACAAACAGUGUAGGUAGUAACAAAACUGAUAUGGGAAGUAAACCUAAGGCGUCACACAGCGUAUUUGAUUUUGAUGGUGAUGUUCAAGCGGAUGUGGAGAGUGAAGGAAAAAAUAAUAUAAUGAAGAAGAAAAGGAAGAAACAAGUUGCAGAAUCCAGGAUUGAAAAUACUGGAAAGAUUGAAACAGGUGAAGAUAUCAAAAUGCAUGGUCAAACAUAUGUGGAGAAUGAAGAAAAGAGUAAGAAAAUGAAGAAAAAGAAGAAACAAAUUUUAGAAGACAAGACUGAAAAUACUGGACCGAUUGGAAUGGAUGAAGAUAUCAAGAUGCAUACUGAAAGUACUAGGUUGCUUGAAACAGAUGAAGAUAUCAAGAUGCGUGGUCAAACAGAAGUGGAUCAGAGUGAAGAAAAGAGUGAGAAAAUGAAGGAGCAAAAGAAGAAACAAAUUUUAGAAGACAGGACUGAAAAUACUGGACCGAUUAGAAUGGAUGACGAUAUCAAGGUGCAUACUGAAAGUACUGGGUUGAUUGAAACAGAUGAAGAUAUCAAGAUGCAUGGUCAAACAGAUGUGGAGGGUGAAGAAAAGAGUGAGAAAAUGAAGAAGAAAAAGAAGAAACAAAUAUUGGAUGACAAGACUGAAAGUACUGGACUGAUUGGAAUGGAUGAAGAUAUCAAGAUGCAUAGCCAAACUGAUGUGGAGAGUGAAGAAAAGAGUAAGAAAAUGAAGAAGAAAAAGAAGAAACAAAUUUUAGAAGAAAGGUCUGAAAAAGUUCAACCGAUUGAAACAGGUGAAAAUAUGAAGAUGCAUGGGCAAACAGAUAUGGAAAGUGAAGGAAAGAGUAAGAAAAUGAAGAAGAAAAAGAAGAAACAAAUUUUAGAAGAAAAAACUGAAAAUACAGGACCAAAUGAAAGAGAUCAAUUGAAGUUCAACACCUUGGAAUGUAAGGGAACAGAUAAGAAAAGUGAUUUAAAAGGAAUAAAGAAAUAUGCUAAAAUACAGAAGAAACUGCCAGUACAACUAGAAACCAGACAGGAAUCAGUGGUUCAUAAUAUGGUUACAGAAACAAAAGAACAUGGAAUAGAUGGUUCUAAAGGAAAGAAGUUGAAACCAACAUUUAAAGCACCUAGGAAAAAGGAAAAUCAUUCUGAUAAGUGUUCCAAGAAAUGCUUUAAGCCACCAACUAUGAAGGACACUUCUAAUGUGAAACCUGAAACGGCACAUGAAAGUAUGUUGAAAAAUGAUGCUUCAAAAUGUCAGAGCAGUGACCAACAAAGUGUGCAGUCAUCUGAUGUAUCAUUAUAUCAAAAGGAAAACAAAUCAGAAGAUUUUCAGGAGCUAGAUAAAGCCGUCAAAAAUAGUGAAUACCAAUCAGAGAUGCCUGAGGUUGAUCAUAAGGAUUUGAGUCCAAAAUCAUCGGAAGUAUUUGAGUUCCUUGGAAGACCAAAUAUGGAAAAUCAGGUAGUACAAUCAAAUGACAAUCAAAUGGACUAUCAACAGACCUUGGCCUCGACACCAGAUAUAGGUUCAUGGGAUCACAUAGAGUCAACAAAAGAUGCAAUAAAGCAUGAUAUAGAUGACAAUGAUUCACAACCAUUUGAAAUAGAGGAAUAGUUUAUCUAACUGCCAUGAAUGUCCCUUGCUACAUAUUACAUCCACAUCCUAGAAGACAUGCAUAUAAUCAGGAUAACUGUGCAUAUUAUAAGAUUGGUUUGACAAGACAUUUUAUAUUUUAAGCAUGUAUGUUAAGUUCUACUUUUAACUAAUUUUAAGGCAUUGAUGUCUAUUUUUGAGAGGAAUAGACAAAAACAGAAAUAUUAACUUUGUAUGCAACAGUAAGAUGGUUGUUACUUUUCUAAACUGUGGAACAGUACUUCUGAUCAAUGAAUACAUACCAUCCAAAUCAUUUCCAGCUUAAGUAUUUAUUUUUGUAUAUCUUCAGUAAAGACCCCUUGGCCACCAAAAGUUCAUUCUUGAGGGUUAGUGGGUACUCAGAUCACCGAAAUUGAAUGUAUGAGUGUGUUACUUUCAGUCUAGUUUAUAAGUUAAAAGCAAGUUUUACAAAAACAUAUUAAAAUACUAUUACGGUCAUAAGAGCAUGUCACAUGUUGCCACAAAACCUGUACAGGUUGAAAAAUUAUAUAUCAUGUACAGGUAUAUUGUUUUAAAUAGCUGUUAUUACUGUUAGAAUGGUAUACUGUUCAUUAUUAUGUUUAGCUUCUUUCCACUAAACAUAAUGCAUGUUAAAAAAAAUGUUGUAACUUGUAAUGUUGUAAGAUGAUUAAUAAUAAUAAUAGAAUACCUUGAUAUUUGAGACCUAACAGCUUAUUAAUUUUCUCCAAUCCUUUUUCCUGGUUUUGUGGGAAAAUGUCACAUACUGUGUUAUAAUUGUAAUUACAGUACAGUACAUCUUAAAAAAUGAUUCUGCAUUUUUGAAGAAAUUUUAGUUAAGCAAUAGGCCUAUAGCAGUACGAUUCAAAAUCCUUAAAAUUAGUGUAAAUUUUGAGGAAAAUGUUGAAUGUCAAAUUUAGUAUAAAAUGCGAGUGUUAAUAAAGGGAUGGUGCAAGAGAUAACUGUGUAUUUAUAGAAUAAUUUUUAUACUAUAUUUCAGUAUCUUUUUUUGAAAAUAUUGUAUAGGAACAAGUAUUUCUUUGAAGUCUAGAAGCAAGUUUGUUGCAAUAUUUUUUUUAAUUGCUAGAGAAAUUCAAGCUUAUUUAUGUCUAUUUUGUGCAAUAUACAGUAUAAACAAAAAUUUACCUUUCCAACAACUGUAAUGAGGCCAAAUGAGUAUGAAAAAUGUUUUAGUCCCAUACCGUGAAUGCUUAAAUAAGCGCAGCAGCGCUUAUAAAUUCCUGAAGACUUUAGCUUAUUUAAAAAAUAUGGCGUGGUGCUUUUUAUCCCCGUUCCCACAUUGUUACCUUUCUCACGCAUUCCUGCCGUAGUUCAGUACCUAUUGAUAAAGUAAUAAUAUGUACUUUCAAGCACCGCGGCACUUGCCCUAUUUAAAAUAGAAUAAUCUUGAAUCAGUGUUGCGGCGCUUAUUCAAGAGUGGUGCUUAGCGAAAAAAAUAAUGUAUGGUGCUUGUGAAAUGCGAGAUUUGAGUAGACCUCAGUGAUUGACACAGGUUCAUGUUAUUUCAUUUUGAAUUUUUCUUAAUACUAAAAAAUUGUAUCCUAUGGCUAAGCUGCAAAAUAUUAUGGUAUUUUAAAAACAUGCACAGUAUAAUUUGAAGUGUUCUAUUGUUAAUUUUUAACCAGGUCUUCACUUAUGGUUUAUAUUGUGGUUUUAUGAAGUGUUUGUUUCUAAUUGUUCUGUCAAUUGACAUUAAAGAAUUAAGAAUGUUCUACA